Molecule: messenger RNA, 1766 nt
Organism: Hibiscus syriacus
Lineage: Eukaryota; Viridiplantae; Streptophyta; Magnoliopsida; Malvales; Malvaceae
Product: ankyrin repeat-containing protein At5g02620-like
Exons: 3
Coding region: 88-1719 (543 amino acids)
Cellular component (GO): plasma membrane
Molecular function (GO): protein phosphatase regulator activity; protein phosphatase 1 binding
Source: RefSeq, a predicted model, not a curated record
UCCGGGUUUUCUUUUAUUCCAGAUGAAAAACAACCUUUCAAUUCAUAUAUAAAGAUAAUCUAAGAAGAAAUCUUGAUUUCGAUUACAAUGGAGGGACCUUCAAGCGAGCAGCCAUCUGUUCCUGCUCGUAGGAAAAAGAUGACCAAACAAUUAACGGGAAAACGUGAUGAUACGUCCCUUCAUGCUGCGGCAAGAGCUGGGAACCUUGCCGUGGUGUCAGAAAUCUUAACAAAUACCGAGGAGGAUGAGCUGAAGAAACUGUUGCCUAAACAGAAUUCAUCCGGUGAAACCGCCCUCUAUGUCGCAGCCGAAUACGGUUAUGUCGAAUUGGUUGAGGAGAUGAUCAAGUAUUAUGAUCUUGCAGACGCUGGGAUGAAAGCUAGAAGUGGCUUUGAUGCAUUCCACAUUGCUGCUAAACAAGGCGAUUUAGAGAUAUUGAAAGUGCUUCUGGCAGUCCAUCCAGAGUUGGCAAUGACCGUUGAUUUAUCGAACACCACCGCAUUGCACACGGCAGCAACACAAGGCCAUAUAGAGAUUGUGAAGUUCUUAUUGGAGGCAGGUAGUGGGCUGGCUACCAUAGCCAGGAGUAAUGGCAAAACAGCUUUACAUUCCGCAGCAAGAAAUGGGCACGUGGAAGUUGUGAGGGCCCUUUUGGCUAGUGAACCCGGGAUUGCACCGAGGACGGAUAAAAAAGGUCAGACUGCGCUUCACAUGGCGGUGAAAGGCCAAAAUCUUGUGGUGGUGGAAGAACUGAUCAAAGUGAAUCCUUCAUUGAUGAUAAACAUGGUCGAUACCAAAGGAAAUACGGCCUUGCAUAUAGCUUCCAGGAAGGGAAGAGCUGAGAUUGUUAAGUUUCUGCUUGGAUACAAAGAAACCGACACGAAAGCUGUUAAUAAGAGUAAUGAAACUGCUUUCGACACAGCUGAGAAAACCGGGCAACCUGAGAUAGCUGCGACGCUGCAGCAGCAUGGGGUUCAAAGUGCUCGAUCGAUCAAGCCUGCACCACAAAAUCCUGCCCGGGAGUUGAAACAGACGGUGAGCGACAUAAAGCAUGAAGUGCACAAUCAACUAGAACACACCCGACAAACUCGAAAACAUGUCCAAGGCAUUGCCAAAAGGCUCCACAAAAUGCAUUCCGAAGGCCUCAACAAUGCAAUAAACUCCACCACUGUUGUUGCCGUCUUAAUUGCCACAGUUGCCUUUGCUGCCAUUUUCCAAGUCCCCGGUCAGUUUGUGGACGAUGAAGAAGACAUCCCUCCUGGAUUCUCCCUCGGAGAAGCAAAUAUCGGUGAAAACCCUGCUUUCUUAAUAUUCUUCAUCUUCGAUUCCAUUUCCCUCUUCAUUUCCCUGGCAGUUGUGGUGGUUCAAACCUCGGUUGUAGUCAUUGAGAGCAAGGCAAAGAAGCAGAUGAUGGCUGUUAUCAACAAGUUGAUGUGGUUGGCUUGUGUGCUUGUUUCGGUGGCAUACUUAGCCUUGUGUUUUGUCGUGGUCGGAGACCAAAGAUGGCUAGCUAUCGGAGUUACCAUUAUCGGAGCAGGUAUAAUGCUCACGACUUUAGGCACUAUGUGCUAUUGGGUGAUUAGGCAUCGGAUCGAGGCUUCAAACAAACGAAAUAAUCGAAGAUCGUCAAUGGAGAGCGUGUCACGAUCCUAUCCAUUGUCUAUGAUGUCAGAUAGUGAAAUACUAAACGAUGAGCUCAACAAAAUGUAUGCCAUCUAAUAAGACUCGAUGCUCACCCACAUUACCUAUGGCAUUACAGUUCGUCU